GGAGGUGCAACCCCAGGAGGUGUCAAAGUACGUGGGGCGUCUUGCCUAGGGGUAGGCUCUCACAGUACAAACUCAUUACAGUCUCGAUAUCGUAGGAAAGAGGCCUGGCACCUUGUAGAGACGCCGUCGUGGAGACCGACUUAAGUUCAGAUUCCGCUUCCAGCACUCCGUAGCGGUAUGCAAAGAAGCCUGGUUGUCCUGAUGUCUUCAGAGAGACCAUGGAUCAGUCCGGAGUUCUCCUCUGGGUAAAGGCAGAACCUUUUCUAGUGGGUGCCUUGCAGGAGCCACCUCCAUCCAAAUUCAGCCUUCACUACCUCAGGAAGGUAGCCACCUAUGUGCGAACUCGAGCCACAGAUGGUGCCUACCCACGCCUGUACUGGCCUACCUGGAGGCACAUUGCGUGUGGAAAGCUGCAGUUGGCUAAGGAUCUAGCAUGGCUUUACUUUGAAAUAUUUGAUAAUCUUUCUGUGAGGACACCUGAGGAACGCCUGGAAUGGUCUGAAAUUUUGUCCAACUGCGCGACUGAAGAUGAGGUUGAAAAGCAGAGAAGUCAGCUUUCUGUAGACACACUGCAGUUCCUGCUCUUCCUGUAUAUCCAGCAGUUAAACAAAAUCUCUCUGCGGACAUCAUUGAUUGGAGAAGAAUGGCCCAGUCCCAGAAGCAGACCUCAGUCUCCUAGCCCGCCUGAAAGGCCCAGUUGUCACACUAAGAAUUGGAAUGACUACAGUCACCAGGCUUUUGUCUGUGAUCAUCUGUCAGAACUCCUGGAGCUGCUUCUAGACCCAGAACACCUCACUGCAUCCUUUCACUCAACCCACAGUAGUUUGCUCUCACGAGAAGCUGUCAUGGCGCUCAGCUUCCUCAUUGAAGGCACAGUGAGCAGAGCCAAGAAGGUCUAUCCCCUUCAUGAACUUGCCCUGUGGCAACCACUGCAUGCAGCAAGUGGCUUCUCAAAGACCUCUAAGACUUUCUUUCUCUACAAGCUGGAAGCAUGGUUGAGAACCUGUUUGACUACAAAUCCUUUUGGUCCAUCUGCUUGCCUCAAGUCUGGAAAGAAAUUGGCUUGGGCUCACCAAGUUGAAGGUUCGACCAAAAGAGCUAAGAUUGCUUGCAAUGCUCACACGGCCCCUCAGUUGCAUCGCAUCGUGGUGAUGAGCCAGGUUUACAAGCAGACCCUGGCCAAGAGCUCAGAAACUCUAGUAGGAGCACAUGUCAGGGCUCAUCGCUGCAAUGAGUCUUUUAUAUAUUUGCUCUCCCCCUUACGAUCCAUGACAAUUGAAAAAUGCAGGAAUAGUACCUUUGUGCUGGGUCCCGUGGAGACGGCUCUUCACCUCCAUGACUGUGAGAAUCUAAAAGUCAUUGCUGUUUGCCACCGAUUGUCCAUCUCUUCUACAACAGGCUGCACCUUUCACAUUAUGACCCCCUCACGCCCACUUAUUCUCUCUGGAAACCAGACAGUAACUUUUGCCCCCUUUCAUACCCAUUACCCAAUGCUGGAGGACCACAUGGCCCGGACUGGCCUUGCUACAGUACCUAACUAUUGGGAUAACCCAAUGGUGGUGUGCAGAGAAGGCACUGACACAAGAGUCUUCCGGCUCUUGCCACCCUCUGAAUUCUACAUAUUUAUUAUUCCCUUUGAGAUGGAAGGGGACACAGCAGAAAUACCUGGGGGUCUCCCCUCUGCCUACCAGAAAGCACUGGCUCAAAGAGAACAGAAGAUACAUAUCUGGCAGAAAACUGUGAAGGAAGCUCGUUUGACAAAGGAGCAGAGGAAGCAGUUCCAGGUCCUUGUGGAGAACAAGUUCUAUGAAUGGUUGGUUAGAACAGGACAUCGGCAGCAGCUGGAUAGCCUGGUCCCACCUCCAGCAGCCUCCAAGCAAACGGCUGGGUAGGACCCCGCAUGGAGCCACGGGGCUCAGGAACUGUGAGGAGCGAAGGAUGGCGCCCACUGCAGCCUGUUGGAAGAGCAUCCUCGCUGCCCGCGAGACCUCAAGGCUUCUCUCUGUUCAAGACCUUUUGCUCGUUUCUGUUUUGUACUCACUUAGGUUGCAUUUCAGCCAAAUGUCUGACUUUCUUUAAAGCCUCAUACUGUAGAAGGUCAGAAGGUCACACGUGUGGUCACACAAAAUGGAACACCGGGCAAGGCAGCUUUGUGUAUACGUUAGUGUCUUAGUGACCAAGUACAGGCUUCUUACAAGCUGACUUCAUAUUUUAAUUUGUAUGAUGAAAGGGUUUUGUCCUAGCUAAAAAAAGUUAGCCAGGUGUGGUGGCACCUAUAAUCCUAUAAUCCCAGGGCUCAGCGGGCAGAGACAGGUAGAUCUCUGCGAGUUCCAGGCCAGCCUGGUCUACAUGGUGAGGACCCUGUGUCACACACACACACACACACACACACCACACACACACA
This is a messenger RNA of Grammomys surdaster, 2404 nucleotides long. RefSeq names its product TBCC domain containing 1 (gene Tbccd1). Gene Ontology annotation, biological process: maintenance of Golgi location; maintenance of centrosome location. The record is from RefSeq and is a predicted model, not a curated record. NCBI's taxonomy places the organism in Eukaryota, Metazoa, Chordata, Mammalia, Rodentia, Muridae. The coding region runs from base 219 to 1892 and encodes 557 amino acids. The transcript is spliced from 8 exons. Gene Ontology annotation, cellular component: spindle pole centrosome.